AUGCAUGCAUGCAUGCAUGCAUGCAUGCAUGCAUGUGUGGCGGGAGAUGUUUUGUUUAUAGAGCAGCAGCAUCAGCAGCACCAGCAGAAGCAGCAGCAGCAGAAGCAGCAGCAGCAGCAGCAGCAGCAGCAGAAGCAGCAACAGCAGCAGCAGCAGAAGCAGCAGCAGAAGCAGCAGCAACAGCAGCAGCAGCAGGAGCAGCAGCAGCAGCAGCAGCAAAUUAUCUUGCCUGGAAAUUCCACAGCGAUUUCUGUGGGCCAUGUAGCGGGAUCAUCGAGGGUUUUGAACUGA
Molecule: messenger RNA, 291 nt
Organism: Eimeria mitis
Lineage: Eukaryota; Apicomplexa; Conoidasida; Eucoccidiorida; Eimeriidae
Exons: 1
Coding region: 1-291 (96 amino acids)
Source: RefSeq, a predicted model, not a curated record